This is a messenger RNA of Monomorium pharaonis (pharaoh ant), 1373 nucleotides long. RefSeq lists its product as uncharacterized. Bases 377 to 844 code for a protein of 155 amino acids. NCBI's taxonomy places the organism in Eukaryota, Metazoa, Arthropoda, Insecta, Hymenoptera, Formicidae. The record is from RefSeq and is a predicted model, not a curated record. The transcript is spliced from 3 exons.
UUCACAAUAGAUUAUGCCUUCUACGAUAAUUAUGCUUAGAGAUGUUCAAUAUCAAAUAUUAUUAAUAACGAAGAAUUUUUUAAACGAAGAAGUAUUCAUGCCUGAUCUAAUGAUUUCGUGAUAAAUUAUACGAUACGAUCGUAAUUAUAUUUGGAGAUGUUAAUGUCACCAGUAUGGUUAACAACAAAGUGUUUUCUUUCGUAAUUAUACAAUAGAGAACUUAAGUUUACGAAAUAUUCCAACCGAACUAUUAAACACGAUGUCUCCGUAGAUAUUUUGUCAUAUUCCAACGAGAAAAUAUACUGAACUUAUACAAAUUUAAAUCAACUUCUGUAUUUAUUGACUAUUUGGAUUUAUUUAUUUUUUAAAAUUUUAGAUGGAAAUCGAUGAAGACGCAUUGUUAGAAGUUUAUGAUGUAAUUAAUUUUCCAACAAGUCCUAUAUCCGUUCCUGUGAGAACCGAAAAGCAUUCAAUCGACGAUCACGCUAGUAAUGAUCGUCCCACGCGUUAUCGCCCCGCUCGUGAUCGCUCCACUCGUAAUCGCCCCACUCAAGAUGGCUCCGUUCGUGAUCGAUCUGCUGAAGAUGGCUCCGUUCGUGAUCAUCCUGCUCAAGGUGGCUCCGCUCGUGGACCUACUAGUGAGCAUUCUAUUAACGAUCGCCCUAGCCUUCGAAAUUCUGAAAUUCGUCCUGGAGUGGAUCGUACUGGAACUAAUCCUAUUGAAGAUCUCCAGUCUCCAAACGUUCCACAAUGGAGAGGUAGGGGUAGAAGAAGUGGCGUGCGACGUCAACAAGAGAGGUUUAUGAAAUUUUUGUACCAAUUAACUUUCUUCAGCGCAUUAUAAUUGGGGUAAACGAGGAAGGAAACAAGGAUAAGCGGACAUCAAGAAGAAUUUUUUGUGUUAAAUUUCGAAUCUGUAACAACAUUUUAUUGUUAAUAAUAAAAUUUAAAUGAAUUUGUUAAUAAUAAUAAUGUUAAUUUUUAUAUUAUUAAAUUAUAAUGUAAUUCAUUUAAUUAUUAAACAUUAAAAUAAAUUGUUUAAAAAAAUUAUUGUUAUCUAAUACUGUAUGAUUUGUAAUUUUCUGUAGAGCUUCAUUUUCUCUCUUACUUUUGUCAACUUCUGUUUGUAAUUUGUCAAUUUUUUGUGGCUUAUAUUUAAAAAAAAGGUUUUUUAUGGCUGUGCUUAUUAUUUUCUUUUUCUCUCUUUUUUCUUCUCUUUCAGCAGAUAAUCGAGAAACAGCCACAAUGAUUUGAAGGUUCUUUUCUACUAAAAAAAGUACGUAUACAUAUAUACAUAUUAUAUUUCUACAUACUAAUUUAUGGAAAAAGUAAUGUCUUAGAUUGUCUAGAUUAUAUAUAUAAAUAUGUUUAUG